AUGGCUUCUGGUGGCGGGCUAUUCCCCUUCGCUCUUGUGACUCUGUUCCUCUGCCUCACCUUCCCAUCUCCAUCGCUGUCCUCUGAUGACGAUAAGGUGAAAUUGUCCCUCUACUACGAAAGCCUGUGUCCCGGCAGCGCGGAUUUCAUAGCCAACCACCUCGUGAAGGCCAUCGACAACGGUCUCAUAAACAUCAUCGACCUCCAAAUUGUCCCUUGGGGAAAUGCUCAAAUCGACAACCGCUCCGGAGCAUUCAUAUGCCAGCAUGGUGAAGAUGAAUGCUACCUCAACACCAUUCAAGCUUGUGCCAUCGAGGUCUGGUCCGAUCUGCAACCGCAUUUCAAUUUCAUUCGCUGCGUGGAGGAUAAGAUCUCCAAGGGUGGGCUGCGAUCGGGGAAGGUCUCUGCCGCGUAUCAGGAAAAGCCCUCCUCAAAUGUUGCAGCCUCAAAAGUGUGGGAGUCUUGUGCUGAAGAGCUAAAAUUGGAGGAAGCAGGCAUCUACAAGUGCUACACCAGCGGACGUGGAAGAGAGCUUGAACUACAGUACAAGACCGAGACCGACAUGCUUAUUCCGCCUCACGAGUACACGCCGUGGGUUACCGUGAAUGACCAACCGCUCUACUAUGAAUUCUUGAAUUUCAUGGACUUCGUGUGCAAGGCUUACAAGGGCAGCCUGGCAAAACCCCCCGCUUGCAACUCGACUCGUUGA
This is a messenger RNA of Eucalyptus grandis, 708 nucleotides long. Its product is annotated as gamma-interferon-responsive lysosomal thiol protein. The record is from RefSeq and is a predicted model, not a curated record. The transcript is spliced from 5 exons. Lineage: Eukaryota; Viridiplantae; Streptophyta; Magnoliopsida; Myrtales; Myrtaceae. Gene Ontology annotation, molecular function: oxidoreductase activity, acting on a sulfur group of donors, disulfide as acceptor. Bases 1 to 708 code for a protein of 235 amino acids.